UAUUGGUGCAGUAGUAAUUAAGUUGAGUGAGAGGAAAUGGGGCUUGUGGGAAUCUGGGCGGCCAUUCUCAUGACGCCUUGUGCAUAUUUCUGGAGGAGGAAAUGGAAUUUACUUGACCUAGUCACAGCAGCGAUGUUCACGUCGAUCCAUGUCCUUUGUUUAUUUGCGCCGUUUCAUUUCAACUGGCCUGCGUUUUACCUGGCAUUGGCUCUCGCAUUUGCCACCACCUUGGGAGUAACUCUUUGUUACCAUAGAAACCUUGCGCAUAGGAGUUUCAGGCUUCCCAAGUUUCUCGAGUACUUGUUUUCCUAUAUGGCUGUUCUUUCGGCUCAGGGCAGUCCAAUUGAGUGGGUGAGUACACACCGCUACCACCACCAAUACACAGAUACAGAGAACGAUGUUCAUAGCCCUCUCAAGGGUUUUUGGUUUAGUCACAUGGGAUGGAUUCUCGAUAGCAAUAAGCGCUUCAGAAAAUAUGGAGGACUGAAGAAUGUUGAAGAUUUGAAAAUGCAGCCAUUCUAUAGGUUUCUUCAUCAUACGUUUCUUCUACACUCGUUUAUUCUUGGACGAAUUCUAUAUGCCCUUGGUGGGUUUCCCUUCAUUGUUUGGGGAAUGGACCGAAUGGGAGUGAGGAUGCUAGUUGUUUUCCAUGGCACCAUGCUAGUAAAUUCGGCCUGCCACACAUGGGGGUAUCAAGCAUGGAAUACCGGUGAUCUAUCUAAGAACCUUUGGUGGUUGGGAGUGCUUGGAUUAGGAGAAGGAUGGCACAACAAUCACCACGCUUUCGAAUACUCGGCUCGACAAGGACUCGAAUGGUGGCAGAUUGACGUGACUUGGUACGCCAUAAAAUUUCUUGAAGCUCUAGGAUUGGCAAAAGAUGUGAAACUACCAUCCGAAGCUCAUAAGAAACGCAAAGCUUUAGAGACCAGAACAACGAUGGUUUCUCAUGAAAUAAGCCACGAAGAUGAAUUAGUUUGCUUAAUUUGCUAAUAAUGGACAGCUAAGUACUACCCUCUAAUCGUACGUGUGUCCUACUUCAUUUUAUGUGCGUUCUGAUGAUGAAGAUUCUUG
This is a messenger RNA of Rosa chinensis, 1071 nucleotides long. Its product is annotated as palmitoyl-monogalactosyldiacylglycerol delta-7 desaturase, chloroplastic. The record is from RefSeq and is a predicted model, not a curated record. Gene Ontology annotation, biological process: lipid metabolic process. Gene Ontology annotation, cellular component: endoplasmic reticulum membrane. Lineage: Eukaryota; Viridiplantae; Streptophyta; Magnoliopsida; Rosales; Rosaceae. The coding region runs from base 37 to 990 and encodes 317 amino acids. Gene Ontology annotation, molecular function: oxidoreductase activity, acting on paired donors, with oxidation of a pair of donors resulting in the reduction of molecular oxygen to two molecules of water. The transcript has 5 exons.